CGCUCUCAUUAUCACAAUCUUAUUGGCACUAUCACCCGAGACACGCCAAUUUUGGGGACCAUCGCGUCGGCCGUGGGGAGGGCCCAUGCAUCCGCCUUGGAUAGGAUCACCAAGGAUGGGGCCGCCAUGGAUGCGUUCAUCAGGAGUGGGACCACCAUGGGCAGGGCCAAUGGGACCACCACGCAUGGGGCCUAUGGGACCAUCACCCAUGGGGCGCAUGGGACCACCACGCAUGGGGCCUAUGGGAGCACCACGCAUGGGACCUAUGGGACCACCACGCAUGGGGCCUAUGGGACCACCACGCAUGAGGCCUAUGGGACCACCACGCAUCGGGCCUAUGGGACCACCACGCAUGGGGCCUAUGGGACCAUUCAUGGGGCGCAUGGGACCACCACGUAUGGGGCGUAUGGGACCACUACGGAUGCCCUAUCCCCCACCAUGGAUGCUUCGUCCGCUUCAGGACCAUGAGUAUCUUGAAACUACUGGCAAACCUGAUGAUACGGAGAACGGAAAAACCUCGGAUAAAAAAGUUGUGUCUAUCCACGAAGAAAACAAG
Cylicocyclus nassatus is the source of this 556-nucleotide messenger RNA. The record is from the annotation of a GenBank genome assembly. Lineage: Eukaryota; Metazoa; Nematoda; Chromadorea; Rhabditida; Strongylidae.